Messenger RNA from Maniola jurtina (meadow brown), 2511 nucleotides. It is a transcript of the gene LBR, whose product is annotated as delta(14)-sterol reductase TM7SF2. NCBI's taxonomy places the organism in Eukaryota, Metazoa, Arthropoda, Insecta, Lepidoptera, Nymphalidae. The coding region runs from base 346 to 2370 and encodes 674 amino acids. The record is from RefSeq and is a predicted model, not a curated record. Gene Ontology annotation, biological process: sterol biosynthetic process. The transcript is spliced from 4 exons. Gene Ontology annotation, cellular component: endoplasmic reticulum membrane; nuclear inner membrane. Gene Ontology annotation, molecular function: oxidoreductase activity, acting on the CH-CH group of donors, NAD or NADP as acceptor.
UCCGUUACGAAAUACCGCCAAGAAUUUUUAACCAAUCAGACUUCUUUUUUCAAAUUUAUUCGAGCGUCGUUGACGCUUCGCGUGACGGCGUAGCUUUUCCGGCUUGAUGUUGAAUUGAAUGUUGUUUUGUUGUCAAAUAUUUACAAUUUGCAGACGAAUUUGAAAUUUAGAAAUAUACCUAAUCAUAGUUCGUGCUUUGUGCUGAAUAAAAUAAUCUAUUAUUGUAUUAAUUAAAUGCUUUUGUAUCUAAUGAGUUUUUUGUUUAGUGCAAUAUCUUCGCGUGUGGUGAUGAGAUAAUUAUAGCAAUUAAUAUUAUAAGCAGUCAUCUGCUUGUGUGUAGUAAUCAUGAUGUCUACAAGAAGUGGUCGGACUCGUCAGAGUAUAGUUGAAGCGAGUCCUCCGCGCACUCGAAAAGGAGUAUCCCCAACUCGGUCUCCCGCCAGAAACCGAAAGAGUUCGCCUUUGGAACGAUCGUCUCAAAAGUCGCCCUCCCGCAAAUCGCCCAGUAGGAAGCCUGCGCCGAAAUAUCCUGCGCGUAAGUCGCCGUCCAGGGCCGUUAAGGAAACGAAAGAGGUAAAACAGGAAACUAUUAAAUCACCAUCAAAACGACCUGCUAUUAAAAAAGACGUCGAAGUUAAAUUAGAGGAUGUAUCAAGAUCAACUAAGAUUGAGCUUUUGCGUAGCACUCGAACGCGACGUAUCGAUUAUUCUGUCGCAGAUUUUCCAACAAGUUUGCCUGAAACAGAUUUACCAAAAACUGACUUAACAUCGAGGGAAGGACUCAACGGUAUUGAGGAAUUAGAGCCCAGAGAAUCACUUGAUGAUAUAUUUUCGAUCAGUUUAAGGAAUAGAAGAACUAUAGAAGAAACUCCUCCCCGUAGGUCUAGCAGGUUGAAGGAUGUAGUUGAUAGUUUUCCAGAUAUAAGACGUAGCUUUAGUAAGUCACUCAGUAAGUCGGUAAGUAAGUCUAUAAGCCACUCGAUUGGUGGCUACUCUGAAGAAGAAGAUGUGACAGAAAAGUCCAAAUCACAAUCUGUCAGUAGAAAGCUGGCAACUCCAUUACCAAGUUCAACAUUAUCACCAUUGAGCAAUAGGUUUGAAUUUGCUGGUAGAAUAGGUGUUACAGCUUUAUAUUUAUUGAUACCAUUGACAGUAGUUUUUAUACUAAUAUCUUGCUCAAAAGCAUGCUCAUACAAAACACUCAAAGAACUAAUAACAUACAAGAAUAUAUCACUUUGGUUUAAUACUCAAGCAACCAUACUCGUCAUCAGUAAUAUGCUUUUACAAACAAUCUUUCUGUCCAUACCUGUGAUGGGUACUAGAGAGGUUGAUGACCGAGGAAAGAAAUAUUAUUUUAAUGCAUUUUUCUCAAGUUUCUGUACAAUAAAUCUAUUAUUUGGAUUGGAUUACUAUGGGAUACUGAACAAUCAUACUUUACUGAACUCUUACUUGCAAAUGGCGACAAUUUCUUACAUAAUAGCAGUAAUUCUGGCUCUGGCAAUGUUCUUGAAGAGCCAUAAAGUCGAUGAGAAUGAUUUGAAUCUAUAUGGUAACUCAGGAUAUGCAUUGUAUGAUUUCUUUAUUGGACGAGAGAUCCAUGUGGUUCUUCUGAACAUAAAUGUAAAGCUUUGGCUCGCAAGAGUAUCUAAUAUCAGCACUCUAAUUUUCUCAAUAUUAAUCUUCAAACAAGGCUUUAAUUUCCAAGAGAAACAAAUCAAUAAUAAUCUUUCAUUGGAGGAGCUUAAAAAUAUUCUAAGUAAUGUACACUUCAAACCAACCAUACUAGUGUACUCUAUGAUGCAAAUAGUUUAUGCAUUAUAUUUCAUUAUGAGAGAGAGAAAAGUUGUAUCAACGUUUUAUUGGAACUCUGAAGGAUUAGGGUAUCUACAGAUUGUCUCAAGUUCACUAUACCCUUUUUACUUCACGACUAUAUCUAAAUAUGUGGCAGAUACUGAUUUACAACUGACGACUAAUGUUCUGAUAGCAGCUUCCACACUCUUCCUGCUGGGUUUUCUUAUAAUGCUUAUCAGUAACAACAUUAAAUACGAAUUCAGGAAAAAUCCACUGCAGCCCAGCCUAAUGCACUUAAAUUCGAUGCCAACAUUUCAUGGCAAAAAGCUUCUGCUCUCUAGUCUAUGGGGUGUGGUGCGCCAUCCCAACUAUGCGGGUGACAUGUUGAUACACGCAGCUUUAGCUAUACCAGGGAUAUACUCACGUCAACUGAUAGCUGCGGCACCGGCUUUGAUAACAAUACUAAUGUUGCUGCAUCGCUGCUGGCGCGACCACGCGCGCUGCCGCCGGCGCUACGGCGCCGCCUGGCUGCGCUAUUGCAAGCGAGUGCCAAGUGUCCUUAUACCCAAAGUAUUGUAAGGCGUACCGUGCAACGCACGCCGGUAGAGCGGAGUGGAGCUGAGGUGUGGUCUGUAUGCUGGCGAUGACUACGGUGCCGCCUCGCUGCGGUAUAGUCCGUACUAAAUGACUUCUCACGCGCCAUUUUAACUCUCAUAUCAA